AUGGAUAAAGGAAAUAUGUCUGCUGUGUCAGAAUUUGUGCUUCUGGGACUUUGCCAGUCGUGGAAUAUGCAGGUCUUAUUCUUACUGAUAUUUCUUGUGCUUUACCUGAUCAUUGUAUUUGGAAAUAUUGCCAUCGUGAUCUUAAUCAUCGUGGAUUCCCAUCUUCAUUCACCCAUGUACUUCUUGUUAGCCAAUCUGUCCUUCAUUGAUAUGCUGCUCUCCUCAGUCACAACUCCAAAGAUGAUCACAGACUUUCUUUGGGAAAAUAAGACAAUUUCCUUUGGAGGAUGCAUGUGCCAGAUCCUCUUUGUGCAUUUUGUUGGAGGAAGUGAGAUGGUGUUAUUGGUGGUAAUGGCCUAUGAUCGUUAUGUGGCCAUUUGCAAACCACUCCAUUAUUCAACCAUUAUGAGUCUUCAAAAGUGCAUUGGGCUGGUAGCAACUUCCUGGACCAUUGGCUUUGUGCACGCCAUGAGCCAAAUGGUUGUGAUUGUUCAGUUGCCUUUCUGUGGCCCUAGGGAAAUAGACAGCUUCUUCUGUGACAUACCACUGGUAAUUGAACUUGCCUGCAUGGAUUCCUACAAUUUGGGGAUAUUAAUGAAUGCUGAUAGUGGUAUUCUUGCCGUCAUCUGCUUUAUAAUAUUGCUGAUAUCCUAUACAUAUAUUCUUCAAACUGUCCGCCAGAAUUCUAAAUCUGGCUCAUCCAAGGCACUCUCUACCUGCACUGCCCAUAUUUCAGUGGUAGUUCUCUUCUUUGGACCCUGCAUCUUCAUCUACGUGUGGCCACUGAGCAUUACUUGGGUAGACAAAUUCCUUGCUGUGUUUUACUCUGUUAUUACUCCUCUCCUAAAUCCAACCAUUUACACUCUGAGAAAUAAAGAGAUGAAAAAUGCUAUGAAGAGAUUCAGAAGCUACUCUGUACAUUUAAAGGUAAAUAUUUAA
Messenger RNA from Condylura cristata (star-nosed mole), 939 nucleotides. Its product is annotated as olfactory receptor 4F17-like. The transcript has a single exon. The coding region runs from base 1 to 939 and encodes 312 amino acids. Gene Ontology annotation, cellular component: membrane. The record is from RefSeq and is a predicted model, not a curated record. Gene Ontology annotation, biological process: G protein-coupled receptor signaling pathway. Lineage: Eukaryota; Metazoa; Chordata; Mammalia; Eulipotyphla; Talpidae. Gene Ontology annotation, molecular function: G protein-coupled receptor activity; olfactory receptor activity.